AUGGAGGGGGCGGAGGUGGAAGCGCGGGAGGGGGCCUCAGUGGCCCGGGACCUGCUGGCCUUGGGGUAUGAGGGCUUCUCGGGGGCGCCGUCGCUGGGCCCCUCGUGUCCAGACUUCAGGGCGCUGUGCGCGCGGCUGGCGGCGGAGCUGGCGUCUCUGGGCGCCCUGGAGCGGGAGGGAGGACAGAGCGCGGAGGCGCUGAGGGCCGGCGACGGCCCCGACGCGGAGGAGGAGUUCCUGCGACAGUUAGCGGGCAUGCUGCAGGAGUUGCACUGCCCGGACCGCGCGCUCUGCGGCGGAGAGGGCGCGGCGGCGCUGCGGGAUCCCGGCGCGUGCCUGCGCCUGCUGAGCUUUCUCUGCUCGGAGCUGCAGGCUGCCCGCCUCCUCUGUCUGUAUCGCCGGCUGGAUCCCGGCCCCGCACCGCCCUGUGGGGAGGGGGCAGAGGAGGGAGCUGGCAUGGUUCAGGAACUGGUCCUUACCCUCCGAGCUUUAGGGCUGCCCAGGCCGAAGCCUGGGACCGCCGCCAGCCGGCUGCUGUGGGAGUUACAUGACAAGAUCUCUGAGCUGCUGCCUUCCCUGCCCCCAGGGUUCCUGCAGCCCCUCCUUAGCUUCCCCCUGGACGCACCCAGAUGGGAGGCACUGGAGUCUCUGUGCCAAAGGCUGGGAGACCAGUACUGCUGUCGCCGCUGCCUGCUCCUGAAACGCCUGGACCUCACAACAUCGUCUUUCCACUGGAGUGAUCGGGCAGAGGCCCAAGGAGAAGCCAUGAAGGCAGUGCUGAUCCCAAUUCGAGAGGCUCUGACCCCAGAAUCAGAUGUCUCCAUCGCACACGUCCUGGCUGCCCGCGCAGACCUGUCUCGUCUUGUCCCAGCCACCAGCAAGGCUGCCCGCCAAGGGACCUGCUGUGCCAUCAACAAGGUGCUUAUGGGCAACGUGCCAGACCGGGGGGGCCGUCCAAAUGAGCUGGAGGCUCCCAUGCCCAGCUGGCAGAGCAGAAGAGAGGACGGAGGUGGGCGAAAGGCAGGCCACCAGAACUGGGGUCGCAAGAAGAAGAAGAAAUAAAGGGGGACUGGUGGUUGGGUGGGGGGAUCCUUUGUGACAUGCCAUUGGUAAUCCUUGGGAGUUACUUUGAGUUUUUCUUGGCAUCUGACUCCCAGGCUCCACAUCUCUUGCUCCUAAGGUCCCACAUGUCCUCCCCACAUCCCCCACCCCACAACAUGGACCGUGUUCUCUGGAAAAUAAAUUUAAUUGAUGACA
Neogale vison (American mink) is the source of this 1257-nucleotide messenger RNA. It is a transcript of the gene TSLIG3C, whose product is annotated as family with sequence similarity 98 member C. Gene Ontology annotation, cellular component: tRNA-splicing ligase complex. NCBI's taxonomy places the organism in Eukaryota, Metazoa, Chordata, Mammalia, Carnivora, Mustelidae. The record is from RefSeq and is a predicted model, not a curated record. The transcript is spliced from 8 exons. The coding region runs from base 1 to 1062 and encodes 353 amino acids.